GCUGACCACUCGAGUGAGGCGACCGUCAUCGAAGAGUUUCAAGCAAGCGUCCAUUCAUUACCAGCGACAUCGUUGCCAGACGCAGACAACACCAGUAUGCAAACAACGCCGAUUCGCCCUGGGACCUACCUACUUCUCCAGUUUGGGGGACGGAUGGCUAUGGACCUGACCAACAAACACACUGUAACAGGCUAUACAAAACACGAGAAGAAUAACCAGAAGUGGGAGAUCUCACCAUUUGGAGCGGGCUAUUCCAUCAAAUCUGUUACCGGGCCUAUUGAAAGAUAUGUCGCCUGCGAGACAGACACCUCGGUGUCAACGAAACCUUAUCCUGUCAGCUGGAGAAUAGAAAGCAUUUCGAGAAAUGAAGAGACCAAUUUUCAAAUUGUGUGGCCAAAUAGCCAGCUGGCGAUCACAUUGACUAGUUCAGAUCCAGGGACCAAGGUGAGGUUAGCGCCCGUCGGGGAUCCAGGACAGGAGUGGACGACUCGCCGAGUUGGUGAGGUCAGGACAAACGUCGCACCAGGCGCUCCUAUGACCACUCAGUCGACAUAUACGCUGUCCAGCUCCGACUCGGAGCCCGCCAUCCGCAUUGAAGGGGCAGGGAGUCAUCCAACGAUCGUUAUCAAUGACAGAAAUACUAUUCCGGAGAACGGGGAGCUGGUUUUCACGACAACUACUACGUGGUCCAACACUAUGACAUCUACGGUAACAAAGUUCGAGAGAAUCAUGAAGUAAAGUUUUCGCUCGCGCACAG
Coniophora puteana RWD-64-598 SS2 is the source of this 757-nucleotide messenger RNA. RefSeq names its product carbohydrate-binding module family 13 protein. NCBI's taxonomy places the organism in Eukaryota, Fungi, Basidiomycota, Agaricomycetes, Boletales, Coniophoraceae. Bases 97 to 738 code for a protein of 213 amino acids. The record is from RefSeq and is a predicted model, not a curated record. The transcript has 5 exons.